Messenger RNA from Lolium perenne, 956 nucleotides. NCBI's taxonomy places the organism in Eukaryota, Viridiplantae, Streptophyta, Magnoliopsida, Poales, Poaceae. The record is from RefSeq and is a predicted model, not a curated record.
CUACCACUAGCCUCCAUGUGAAUGUGAUGCGAUGCCGGGGAAGCUUGACGAAGACGCAUGCCAGUGCUUCCAUCUUUUCAACGCCUAUACAUACAGCCGAUUAGAUCUCGCCGAUCGCGUCGUUUAGUCUUCUGUUGCUGUAGCAGUACUCAGCACAGCUCCUGAUCGCUCGAGCUCUCGAUCGGGCGAGAUCAGUCAGAUCACACCGGGAGGACCGAGAAGAUGGCGCAGGCCGGGACGCUCGAGGUGCUGCUCGUCGGAGCCAAGGGGCUCGAGAACACCGACUACCUCUGCAACAUGGAUCCCUACGCGCUUCUCAGAGUCACCUCCAAUGAGCAGAGGAGCUCCGUUGCAGAAGGCAAAGGAAGUGAGCCGGAAUGGAACGAAACCUUCGUGUUCACGACCUCCGAAAACGCAACCGAGCUCUGCAUCAAGCUCCUGGACGACGACAAUGGCACAAACGACGACGAUGUUGGUGAAGCAAGGAUCCCUCUGGAUGCUGUCUAUACUGAAGGAAGCAUACCACCAACAGUUUACAAUGUUGUCAAAGAUGAAGAGUACUGUGGAGAAAUCAGAAUUGGUCUCAAGUUCACUCCGGAGGUAAUUGUCUCACCUUCAUGUUCGAAAAUUACCAUCUCCAUUCUCCUCCACUCGAUGCUGUCUGCCAUCUUGGGUACACGAGGCUUAGCAUUUAUUACCCGAGGAAAACUUCGGUGGGUGGAGACAAAUCAUCUUCUUGAGAGGAAGUGGAUGCUUUGCUGAACUUCAAUUAUGUGUGACAAGUCUUCUGCUAGAAUACUUCACAUUGUUCCCUGUUGUGGAUAGCUGCACCCUAUUCAUGUUAAUUGGACCAUUUUCCAGUAUUUAAAUUUGUAAUAAUGUUUUUUUUGCCAGCUGUAUGUAUUAAAACUAUAAAAGGAACCGUUCUCUUUAAUGGCCACUGAACUGAUUUGUCA